AUAAAUUAGGCCCCACCCCUGGCGCAAGUCCCGACCCUACAAAUUUCAUCCCUGCGCCUGCCCAACCCGCCGCAUCCUAAUUCCUAAACCCUAACACGGAAAGCCAGCUCUCAUCUCCAAACUAAUCAGGCCCAUGAGCCGAAGACCUCUAGUUGGCUUUAGCAAUGUCAUCAAAAAGCUCGCCAAGGGAACUGACUGGAAAGAAGAAACUGACUAAACAUGACGAUGAAGCAUUAAGGUUUAUUGAGCUGGCUGAGAAUGGUACCGACCCCGCAACUAUCGAUGCAUCCGAAGAAUUGGCAAAGAAGCCGUUAUGCACUUACACAUAUAGGACACUUUUUCGCACUUUUAACUACAAAGGGAUGCAUGUGCUGCAUCACUCUGCCAAGGGUGCACAUGUUACUCUUACUCAUCAUUUAGUGGAGUUUUUGGGCAUUGAUGUUGACAAAAAGGAUAGCACAGGUAGGACGAUUCUUCAUAUUGCUGUUCCGAGAAACAGCGGAGGGUAUUUUGGCCAUGUCCUUGCAAAGCUUGAACCUAGCAUUGACAUGAAAGAUAAUCUUGGAUUAACACCGCUUCAGCUAUCUAUUCUUCUUGGCAAAUAUGCUGCGAUGCAAAAAUUGAUAGACUUUGGGGCUGACAUUCAUAUCCAUUCUCUUUAUGGAGGACCAAUUCACGCAGCAGUAGCACUGGAUGAUGAAAUUGCUCUUGAAGCUCUUAUGAGAAAGACCAAUACACGUCUUUUGCUAUGAUGUGUUUUCACAUAAUAUGAAUCUAGUGUUUUCACAUAAUGUGUCUUUAUUAAUAGGUGGAUGAUAUUAUUGAUGGAGGUAUAACACCCUUAGCAUGUGCGGCAUACAAUGGUUCAGUUACAAGCAUGAAAACGUUGUUGCAGGCUGGAGCUAAUGUUCAGAUUUCAAAGCCAAUCGGCAAAGCUAUAGUAGCUGACCUCACUUCAUCUGAAUCUAUGGUUCAGAUUCUACUUGAUUCUGGUGCUAAUGCAGACGCAAUUGAUGAGGUCAUGUUUGAGGACCCACCCAUCAUUGCUGCAGCCAAAAGGAAACAGAUGAAUGUUGUCCAACUUCUAUUGAGUUCUUCCACCCCAAUCGAAGGUGUUGACUGGAGCUUGAAUGGUAUAAUAGCAUAUACAGAAUCUGUUACGUUUAAAGCAGAGGACGAUGUCCAUACAGCAGCAAGAGUUACUGCGCUGCGUGAGCGCAUGUUUAAUGCUUUGGAAAACAUAAACUACUUGCUAGCUGAUAUUUGCUGUAAAGCGCUGAGAAAUGAUGUGAGUACAACAGAGUGGGACAGGUUGAGGAAUCUCAAUCUGCUUUAUCUUUCACACAGUUUCCAUGGUCAGAAACCUGUCCUGUCAUCUGACGCCAUUGUUAAUAUGGCCUUGGUUUAUCAAAAACAGGACAAGGGCAAGGAGGUUAUGUGUUUGAAGGCAGCGUUGGCGCUGAACCCUCAAAAUGAGAGAGCUGAAAGUCUUUUGAGGAAAUGCUCAUGUUGUAGCCUAUUGGAAAGGGCCUGAGCAUUGCUCAGCGCUAUCAACUGAAAAGCCCCCAAGAUCGAAGCAGACACUGAGAUGCUACUAGCCAGAGCUAGCCUACUACUGCUGUUUCUCCCUUUUGCCUAUUUUUAGAGCGUUCAUGGCUUUCUAUCUCACCGUUACCUCUGCCUCCUUCCAAAUGUUUCGCCCCCCGAGCUCUCCUUGGCGCAGCGGCGGCAGCGCCAUCCACCCACCCCGACAACUCCUCCCAACCUCCAACCAAUCCAAACAUUUUCUUGCCCCUGCUACCUCCACUGCGCCACCCAUCACCAGCCAUGCACAGCCUCGCUCUGCCUCCGCCUCCGGCGUCGUUCUCGUUCUGACCCUGUC
Molecule: messenger RNA, 1882 nt
Organism: Oryza sativa Japonica Group (Japanese rice)
Lineage: Eukaryota; Viridiplantae; Streptophyta; Magnoliopsida; Poales; Poaceae
Molecular function (GO): protein binding
Source: RefSeq, a predicted model, not a curated record